Parascedosporium putredinis is the source of this 717-nucleotide messenger RNA. The record is from the annotation of a GenBank genome assembly. NCBI's taxonomy places the organism in Eukaryota, Fungi, Ascomycota, Sordariomycetes, Microascales, Microascaceae.
AUGCCAACGGUCCUUGAUUCGUCCACGCUCCGACGGGGGCCCAACACUGCUUCCUACUGCGGCGACUACCUGGACGACUAUAAAAUCGUCUACAUUCAAGGCACCGACGGUGCGCUCUCCAACAUGGACGUCGAUUGUGACGGUGCCCAGGGCGGGUCCGCCGACGAUGGGCGCUGCGAUUCGUCAACAGACACGCAGUCCAUCUCCUCGUUCCAGUCCACAAUCGCGUCCUACAAAGCCGGCAUCCGGGACCUGGACGCCAACAUCCACCCAUAUAUAGUCUUUGGGAACGAAGGCACUAAGCGCAAAUGGAAGACAUUCGACCCGCAGGAGGUCGGGAUUAAGCCGCUCAGCGUGAUGGCCGUCGUGUGCGGCGGCAAGCUGGUGUAUGGCGCCUCGAUAUCCGUUGCUACGGCGUGCUUCGGUACGCGUAUGUCGGGGAACUCGGGGUACGACGAAGACGACGUGCUGUAUAUCGCGUUCGUCGGAGACGAUGCCGUGCCGGGAGCCAAGGGCGCCAACUGGUCGGCCGCCAACUAUGAAGCGUUUAGCGCCAGCAUCCAGGAUCUGGGCGAUAGGCUCGUCGAGAGGAUCGGUGUGGGAAAUGCGUCUGACAAGGAGGAUGCGGGGACUACGACAAAGAUGACCCUGCUGGCCGGAGCGUAUCCUGUGCUACCGGUUUUGGCCUCUUUGAUGGCCCUUUUAAUAUUAAUCUAA